This is a messenger RNA of Drosophila grimshawi, 1809 nucleotides long. RefSeq names its product protein C12orf4 homolog. The record is from RefSeq and is a predicted model, not a curated record. NCBI's taxonomy places the organism in Eukaryota, Metazoa, Arthropoda, Insecta, Diptera, Drosophilidae. The coding region runs from base 53 to 1660 and encodes 535 amino acids. Gene Ontology annotation, cellular component: cytoplasm. The transcript has 3 exons.
UAAUUUAAACAAAUAUAAAAAUUAAGUCAAAAGUGUGUGCCGGCCGCUUACAAUGGAGAGCAGUCGCGUUGUACAAUUCGUGUACAACUACAAGGACUAUGCGAGCAAAGAUUGCCAAGCCAAACUGGAUAUUAAAUUCCCCUUUGAGGAUGGCAGCUUGGAGGAGUUGGUGACUCAGCUCUUGGCCCAAAUGCAUCCAAUGAUGCGCUAUUUGGACGAGAAUAUCAAUCUGGAGCGAGAACUGCAAACGUUUAUUGAACGGGAGCAUCAAAAGUUCCACGAUGAUUAUGCGGAAAGGUUAAUCAAUCAGGCGGCAAAUGAAGAGCUGGACUUGGAGGCCAUAGUGCGGCACACAGAGCGUCUGUACAAGGACGAACUGUUGCAAUUUGCGGAUCGCAUUGGGCCCAGCGAUGAGGACAUCUUUGCGCAGAGUUUUCAUCGGCUGGUGCACUCAUCCUCCCUGGAGGAUAUACUGAAGCGUGAGCGUAACUAUGCCAAGAUCAUAGCAGACAUGACCGAGCACAUGGAUGCCGAGGUGGAGACUCUGAACAACUCUCAGCAGCAGGAAAUGGACAGUCAAAUUAAUCAACUGGACAUCACAACAACAUCGGAGGACAUUAACAAUCUGCUCGCCCAACAAUAUACCACACAGAAUUUUAUGCGCAAGCGCUACGAGUCCGAGCUGGAAGCGAUGAUAGGUCACCAGAAGAAUGAGUAUCGCGACUGGAUAACGAGUCAAGUCAGUCAAAUGUUUCAAGUGUCGCCGGUGUCGACACCACUGGGUAAUCGUUCCUCGAUGUUCGUCUCACAGCAGCCAUCGAUGGAGGAGAGCUUCACAAUCCAUUUGGGAUCGCAGUUGAAGCACAUGCACAACAUACGCAUCCUCAGCGCCAAUGUGACCGAUUUGUGUAGUCCCCUGCAUGCGGAUGAGAAUCUCAAUGGUUUGAAUAUGGCAUUGGGUCUGUAUUCCAGUUCCUUGUGCGGCGUUGUUGUGCUAACGCCAUCGAUACAGGCCCAGGCCAAUAAGAGCAUCAUUAAGAAUGCGAACAGAUCGACAGAGUUUCAUUUCGAUCAGAUGGACGUGCAGCUGGAGAAGAUCGAGAAACAGAUACGCGCCUUAAACACUAGCGAUACAAGCAGCACUCCCAGCCAGGGAAGUGGCACUGGGAAUGGUGGUGAUGGCAGCGCCACAUCAUCGCCGGCUAAACAAUCGGUGGCGCGGCUCAAAACGGGUGAUUUUUUUAUAACCAAACACUCGAACCUCUCUCAAUCGCAUGUGAUCUUCCAUCUGAUCUCCGAUGAGCCCAUCAACAGUCCCAGCGAAAUUAACUCCAGGCAUCCGGUGAUUUUGGGUCUGCGCAAUAUCCUUAAGACUGCCAGUCGACAUGAUAUAACCACGCUAACGAUUCCGGCGCUACUGCGUCACGAGAUGAGCGAGGACAUGACCGUCCAGUGGUGUAUUCGUCGCGCCGAGCUUGUCUUCAAGUGCGCCAAAGGAUUCAUGAUCGAAUCUGCCUCCUGGGGUGGUGCUGAAUUGAGCACGUUGCAACUGCUGCUGCCCCAUGACAUAUCCGAGGAGCUGUUCACAACGCUGGCCGGCAUGGUGCCCAAUGUGUUUCGCGUUGCCAAUCCCAAAAUACUCGUUGACAAUAACAAGUAGAAAACAUUCCUCAGAAAUGUAUAUUAUAUUUAGUUAUAUGUACAUUUUAACUAACGAAUUAAAGAUUUAAUCUAAAUAUAAUUUUGAAAAUUCCUGAAAUAAACAUUGCUUUAACAUUCAAGAAACCUAAACUCGGACAAAAAAUCGUC